AUGGAAGCGUGGCGGCAAUGUGCCCGCUGGCUGGUGGCCGCCCGCGUCCUGCCGGCAGGACACCGGGCGAGCAGCCCUGAAGGACAAGUGUGGGACCUGGCGCAGGCGUUGAGGGACGGGGUGUUGCUCUGCCACCUCCUCAACGCCCUCCUGCCCCGCGCCGUACCCCCCCGAGACAUCUGUCCUCGUCCCCAGAUGUCACAGUUCUUGUGCCUGAGGAACAUCCGCACCUUCCUGACUGCCUGCACCGACAAGUUUGGGCUCCCCAAGCACCGGCUCUUCGGCGCCUUCGACCUCUUUGACGUCCAGGAUUUCGGCAAGGUGAUUGACACCCUCUCAGCGCUCUCCUGGACCCCAAUUGCCCAGAGCAAAGGCUUCACGCCCUUCCCAACGGAGGAAUGCGUGGGGGAUGAGGACAUCUACAGUGGCCUCUCUGACCUCAUCGAUGACACAGCGGAGGAGGACGAUGACCUCUACGACUGCGUCGAGGCCGAAGGGGACGACGGCGAUGACAUCUACGAGGACCUCAUGAGGGUGGAGGUCCCACCGGCCACGAAGGUGGGGUUGGACCGGAGGCUCUGCUGCCUCCAGGAGCUGAGGCAGACGGAGGAGAGGUACACGGAGACCCUCGAGUCCAUCUGCCAGCACUUCCUGCGGCCGCUGCGGCACUUCCUGCAGCCGCAGGACCUGGAGAGCAUCUUCAUCAACAUCGAGGAGCUGCUGCAGCUGCACCGGCUCUUCCUGGUGGAGCUUCGAGGGGCGCUGGGGGGCACAGGGGGGGCGCGGGGGCUGCCCCCCCUUUUCCUCGCCUACAAGGAGAGGUUCCUGCUCUACGGCCGCUACUGCAGCCAGGUGGAAGCCGCCGCCCGGCGCCUUGACCAGCUCGCCACCAACACCGAUCUCCGUAUGAAGCUCCAGGAGUGCUCCCAACGAGCCAACAAUGGGCGCUUCUCCCUGAGGGACCUCCUGAUGGUGCCCAUGCAGCGGGUGCUCAAGUACCACCUCCUGCUCCAGGAGCUGGUGAAGUUGACCCCCGACCCGGCCGAGAGGGAGCGGCUGCGAUCGGCGCUGGACGCCAUGAGGGACCUGGCGCAGUGCGUGAAUGAGGUCAAAAGGGACAACGAGACCCUCAAGCAGCUCACGAGCAUCCAACUCUGCCUCCACAACAUGCCACAGUCCCUGGCGCAGUUCGGGCGCCCCAAGAUCGAUGGGGAGAUGAAGGUCUCCAGCACUGAGCGGCGCUCCAAGGUGGACAGGUACGGGUUCCUCCUGGACAAGGCCCUGAUCAUCUGCAAGCGUCGUGGGGACUCCUACGAGACCAAAGACGUCGUGGACCUGCAGAGCCACCAACUGCGAGAUGGUGACGUCGGCCCCCGUGAUGGCAAGAAGUGGACCCACACCUUCCUGCUCAUCGACACGGACGGGUUGACGGGCUACGAGCUCUUCUUCAAGACCCGUGAGCUGAAGAAGAAGUGGUUGGAGCAGUUCGAGAUGGCCCUAUCCAACAUCUUCCCUGAGCACGCCCUGGCUGAUGGACACGACUUCCAGAUGUUCUCCUUCGAGGACACCACAUCCUGCAGGGUCUGCCAGAUGUUGCUGAGGGGUACGUUCUACCAGGGCUACCGCUGCAGCCGGUGCCGAGUCCCGGCACACAAGGAGUGUCUGGGGCGGAUGGGGACCUGCGGCAAAACCGGAGCUGAUCCGGGCGGUGGCGCAAAGAAGAACAAGUCACAGCGUCCGGGCCCCGAGAAGAAACGAGACCUGGGGUUGCCCAAGAUGGAGGCGAACCAACCCUACGGCGGCGUCCCACCACCGCCAGGGUCUCUGGGUCCUGCCCUACGCCUCAGCCCCGGAGAUGUCGUGGAGGUCACCGUGGCCGAGGCUGAGCAGCUCUGGUGGCAGGGCAGGAACGUGGUCAACGGUGACCUGGGCUGGUUCCCUUGUGCCGCCGUGAGACCCUUCAUCUGCGUGCCACUGCCGGAUCUCUCUCUCUACCGCUGGUACGCCGGUCCCAUGGAACGUGGAGAAGCCGAGCAGCUCUUGAGUCACCGUUCCGACGGCGCCUUCUUGGUGCGACAACGGGUGAAGGACGCCGGCGAAUUCGCCAUCAGCAUCAAGUUCCACGGGGAGGUGAAGCACAUCAAGGUGAUGACGGCCGAGGGGCUCUACCGCGUCACCGAGAAGAAGGCGUUCAAGGGGCUGGUGGAGCUGGUGGAGUUCUACCAGCGCAACUCGCUCAAGGAUUGCUUCAAAGCACUCGAUACGGCGCUGAUGGUGCCCUUCAAGGAACCCGAGAGCCGAGUUGGUCCCCGGCCACCCGGAGCCGCGCGCAGCUUUGGGUCGGCCAAGGUCCGCUACGACUUCUGCGCCCGGGACCGGACGGAGCUGACGCUGCGGGAGGGGGACGUCAUCCGUGUCCUCAGCAAGAAGGGCCACCCCGGCUGGUGGAAAGGAGAGAUCUACGGGCGGGUUGGCUGGUUCCCCGCGAACUACGUGGAGGAAGAUUACUCAGAGUACUGCUGACCAUGAACCCCCAUCCCACCCACCACCUUGCGUCCCACCACCUGCAUCCCCUCCCUGAAGCCACCACGAACCCUUCCCAACCUUCUCUUCCUUAAUUUAUGCCUCUUC
Messenger RNA from Cuculus canorus (common cuckoo), 2631 nucleotides. RefSeq names its product vav guanine nucleotide exchange factor 1 (gene VAV1). Gene Ontology annotation, cellular component: cytoplasm. Lineage: Eukaryota; Metazoa; Chordata; Aves; Cuculiformes; Cuculidae. Gene Ontology annotation, biological process: intracellular signal transduction; cell migration; regulation of GTPase activity. The record is from RefSeq and is a predicted model, not a curated record. The coding region runs from base 1 to 2523 and encodes 840 amino acids. Gene Ontology annotation, molecular function: guanyl-nucleotide exchange factor activity; protein binding. The transcript is spliced from 27 exons.